AUGACAGGCGGGAAGAAAGACGCACACAACCUGUCCGAGGGAGACGAGGUGUCGUGGAAAUGGGGAUCGCAGCAUCCCUCCGGCACCGUCAAAGAGGUCGUUGACGGCGAGGCACAGGCCAAGACCAAAAAGGGUUCGACCAUCACCAAGGACGGCAGUAAAGACGACCCUGCCGUCGUCAUCGAGACGGCCAACGGCAACAACGCCGUCAAGAGUGUUGAGUAUCCGCCACGGCCCCCGCUCGAGUGCCGCCUUGGCCUCGGCUCGAUUGAAACGUGCUGCUGCUGA
Messenger RNA from Moesziomyces antarcticus, 288 nucleotides. RefSeq lists its product as uncharacterized. NCBI's taxonomy places the organism in Eukaryota, Fungi, Basidiomycota, Ustilaginomycetes, Ustilaginales, Ustilaginaceae. The record is from RefSeq and is a predicted model, not a curated record. The coding region runs from base 1 to 288 and encodes 95 amino acids. The transcript has a single exon.